This is a messenger RNA of Phaeoacremonium minimum UCRPA7, 1356 nucleotides long. RefSeq names its product putative ubiquitin carboxyl-terminal hydrolase 10 protein. The transcript is spliced from 4 exons. The coding region runs from base 1 to 1356 and encodes 451 amino acids. Lineage: Eukaryota; Fungi; Ascomycota; Sordariomycetes; Togniniales; Togniniaceae. Gene Ontology annotation, molecular function: cysteine-type deubiquitinase activity; cysteine-type endopeptidase activity. Gene Ontology annotation, cellular component: nucleus; cytosol. Gene Ontology annotation, biological process: protein deubiquitination. The record is from RefSeq and is a predicted model, not a curated record.
AUGAAUUCGGUUUUACAGGUUCUUCUUUUCUGCAUCCCUUUCUACGACUUCUUGGACCAAGCAAGCAAGAAGGCUGCUCAUAGCUUCAACAGUGAAACUCCACUUGUUGAUGCCAUGAUCAUGUUCAUGCAUGAGUUCAAGAUCAUUGACUCCGCUGUGUCUGUAGACCAGCUGCGGCGGCGACUGAAAUUGGAAGAGCUUGAACAGUAUGGAGAGCCUUUCACACCCGAAUUCGUGUAUGAUGCCAUCAGGAAACUUCCUCGCUUUGCCAGCAUGAGGCGUGGACAUCAACAAGAUGCUGAGGAGUUCCUUGGUUUCCUCCUUGAAGGGCUUCAUGAUGAAUGCGCGCAAGUGAUGCGUGCUGCCCCUAGCUCCGCUGCUUCAACCGCUCCAAGUUCCUCACUGCCAACACCCACUGCGUCUCACGCAGGUGGCGAUGUGGCUGAUGAUUGGCUUGAGGUCGGCCGCCGCCAAAAGUCUGCUAUCACUCGGUCAUCUGGACAUUCCCAUACCUCCUCUCCUGUUACUAAAAUCUUUGGUGGCCAACUUCGAUCUGAAUUCCGUGUUCCGGGCCUCAAGGAUUCCGUCACUCUGGAGCCUUAUCAGCCACUGCAACUCGACAUUGGCGGACAGAAUGUUCGCAAUAUCAUUGAUGCCUUGAAGGGCUUGACUCGUCCGGAAACACUACGGGGCGACUUCAAUUCACCUCGUGGCAAGGACGUUACGGCUACGAAACAGGUCUUUAUUGAGUCCCUUCCACCCGUUUUGAUCCUUCAUCUGAAGCGAUUCCAAUUCGAUGCAGAGGGCAAUAGCACCAUCAAGAUUUGGAAGAAGGUCGGAUAUCCUUUAGAAUUGGAAAUCCCCGGAGAGGUGUUUUCUCGACAGAAGCGGAACAGCAUUCUGGCAGAAGGCAUCGGUCUGCCCAAGUAUAAACUUACUGCGGUUGUUUAUCAUCAUGGAAAGAACGCGAGCGGUGGGCACUACACUGUCGACGUCAGGCGGGAAGACGGUCGUGAGUGGGUGCGCCUUGACGACACCGUCAUUCGGCGCGUGCGUAGCGAGGAUGUCGCCGAGGGUGGUGCCGAAGAGGAUGCCUCGAAGCUUGCAGACAAUAGUAAGAAGGAAGGUGCCGUCGCUCCUGGUGCGGCAGGCAAUCGGUUUGCUGCUAUGGGAGAUGAUGAUGGUGACAGUGAGGAUGGUUGGCGACAGGUGAGCGCCACAGCGAACGGUGGCAAGAAGUGGAGCAGUGUGGUGAAUGGUAGCUCUUCGGGCACCAGUACACCUAAGGGCAAGCCGAUCAAGGACAACGUCAAGGAUAACAAGGUCGCGUACCUGUUGUUCUACCAGCGGAUCUAA